AUGGUGCUGGUUCUCUUCUCAGUCUCGACCUUCGUCGAACCGGGUACGGAAGUUGCGGUGGUGGGCAGCAGCCCCUCCCUGGGCACUUGGUGUCCGGAGAAUGCGAUCCCCCUUUACCCGCAAACCAAAAUCCUUUCGUCCCUUAUCCCUACCACGUUCAUGAACUGGAUUGACAUGCCCGAGAUUACUCUGCAACCCGGAAGUGGAACGUUAGGCAGCGGAGGAACACGGACUAGUGGUGGAAUGGGAAGCGGAACGGUCACUAGUGGAAAGCUGCCACGAGCGAGUCUGAACACCCGAGAGCCGAUUGGAUAUAAGUUCGUCCGGCAAGCUGGUGGGAAUAGUGGUUCUUCGACCCGGGCGUACCCCACACCGCUCUCGACGCCUACAAGGUCGGAUGAUAGCGCACAGCGCAUCAUCGACCUUUCGACGCGGCCUGUGAUUGAAGAGGCAACACGUACCCGCACCGUUUUCAAUAAGGACGGGCAUCGACCGCGGUUCGUACUCAACACAGAGUACGCCAGCGAGUGGACUGUUCGCAACAAGGAUGCUGUACAGUGGGAGGGUAGCGGUAGCCAGGACAACCGGUUCCUAGUAGGCACCUUCUUGGGUCGCGGGAACGAGGUGGAGGUUGAAGGCUUGGAAGUAUGCGAAGACCGCCAAGUCGACGACCGAGCCAACAUUCGCAGCCUGGCUCUGCACCCUCACCCGUCUUCUUCUCCUGGCGAAUCUGCUGGCCACGGGGUCCUGUCAUGGGUGUUCCUACCGGUUGCGGAUUUCUUCGAACCACAAGGUGUUUCGGAGUACAGUCAAACGACCCGAUAUUACUUUACGGUAAAAGGUUUGCGGAGCAUCCAUUUCGCGAAAGUCAUUGACAACGUGUUUGUGGGCAGCUGUCCCCGUUCAUUGGAGCAUUUGAGGUUGUUGAAACGGAUGAAUGUCGGGUGUGUUUUCAACUUCCAGGCGAACGACGACUUGCCUGAGAACUGGCUGAAUGAGGCAGACCCCAAGGAGACUCGCCACGCCGCGGCCUUGGCCGAAACGUACCACGCCGAGUCUCUGUCUCUUGUACAUCUACCAACCGUCGACAUGAGCACACCCGCCAGAUCCGCACUGAUGGCCCAAAGUGCCUGUCUCAUGGCGAACUAUUUAGCAGCCAACCUUGACCGUGCGAUUUACAUACACUGCAAUGCUGGAGUCGGACGUGCGGUGGCUGGCGCACUCAGCCUCCUACAUUUCGUGCUAGGCAUGCCCGAAGCGGAGGCCGUGGCCUUCCUUAAGCAACGUAGACCCAUGGCCUAUCCUGACCUUGUUGCACUUAGAGCCGGCCUGAAAGACUACACGCAGAAAUACGCAAAUAGUGUCAAGAAACUUCUUGGAGAACCGACGAUGUGA
Molecule: messenger RNA, 1395 nt
Organism: Gregarina niphandrodes
Lineage: Eukaryota; Apicomplexa; Conoidasida; Eugregarinorida; Gregarinidae
Product: putative laforin
Exons: 1
Coding region: 1-1395 (464 amino acids)
Biological process (GO): protein dephosphorylation
Cellular component (GO): nucleus; cytoplasm
Molecular function (GO): protein tyrosine phosphatase activity; starch binding
Source: RefSeq, a predicted model, not a curated record